Biomphalaria glabrata is the source of this 5932-nucleotide messenger RNA. Its product is annotated as ras-related protein Rab-7L1-like. The transcript is spliced from 6 exons. The record is from RefSeq and is a predicted model, not a curated record. Lineage: Eukaryota; Metazoa; Mollusca; Gastropoda; Planorbidae. Gene Ontology annotation, molecular function: GTPase activity; GTP binding. Gene Ontology annotation, biological process: vesicle-mediated transport. Bases 256 to 894 code for a protein of 212 amino acids. Gene Ontology annotation, cellular component: vesicle; trans-Golgi network; Golgi apparatus.
CGUGCUUUAAGGUCAGUCAUGUGAUUUCCGCAAACUUCAUGUGAUUGUAUGCAAAUAUCUUCCAGGAUGAAAAAUAUGAUUUUAUUUAUAAUGCCACAAUGAUGACAGAAAAAGAGAGAUUAUUUUGUUAGCAUUAAAGAUACCUAAAGGUAUUUAACUGUUACUAUAGUGACAGUGCCAUGAAGACAUGAAAACAGGAGGUUGAGAAAUUGGUCUAUGCUCUGUUGCUGUUACUAAUAUAGCAUUAAUAUCACCAUGACAGAAGUCUUGUUCAAAGUCAUUGUCAUUGGUGAUCCUACUGUCGGAAAAACGUCUUUUGUACAGAAGUAUGUCAAUGACUCUUUUAGACGAGAUUACAAGAUGACCAUUGGAGUUGAUUUUGCUUUAAAAGUUAUCAAAUGGUCUGAUAAAUGCAACAUCAAACUGCAGCUUUGGGACAUUGCAGGCCAGGAACGCUUUACUUCCAUGACCCGUGUUUACUAUAAAGAUGCCCACGCCUGCUUGGUCAUGUUUGACCUGACCCAGAAGAAUACUUUUCAGAGUUGUGUCAAGUGGAAGAAAGAUCUGGACCAGAAGUGUACUCUCGUUGAUGGGUCACCGGUGCCUUGUCUCCUGUUAGCAAAUAAGAAUGAUGAUACUGCAAACAGGGAAGUCACUCAGGAUGAGAUUGAAGAACUUUGCAGAGAACAUGACUUUCUAGGUUGGAGUGAAACAUCCGUGAAGGAAGGCACAAUGAUAGAAGAAUCUAUGGGGUUUCUUAUCGAAGAAAUGAUGGCCAAACAUGCAGAGCUGGAAGGAUUCUCUGACUCUUUCCCCGCUGUUGGAUCUGAGCACAAGAUUAAGUUGAAAAAAGAAGACAGCACCCAGCAGAGUGUAUCCAAAUGUUCAUGUUAACUUCUUACUAUAGUUUAUUUUUUUAUCCUGCUAUAAUAUCAAGUACUAAAGUUGUGAUUUUGUUACAAAAUAAAGCUAAUGUAUAAUAGUCGUAAGUAGCUAGAAUAACUACUUAGAGAAGAGAAAAAAAUGAUAAAGAAACCGAUUGUAGAAUAUUGUAUUGCAUUGUAGAUUUUGAUGUAUGGAAAUUGUUUUUUUUUUGUUGAUAUUGCACAAUGAAAAUAGGCAGUUAUUUUUAUAAUGUGUGCUUCUAAUCAGUUGACUUUCUUUACUUUCUUUACGUCCAUUAUUUCUAAACUGUUUUACGUUUGGUUUUAUGACCAUUUAGUACAAGUUUUAUAUUUCAUUUUAAACUUUUGUACUUGUGUAUUUGUUCCUUAAGAUGUCGGAUCACGAUCAGAAAAACGUCAUGAGAACAAGUCCAAUCUUUUCAUACACUUUGUGGCCCAUUUGUAUAAACACACAUCAAUUGUAUUUCUAGUAUCAUUUUAUGAUAGAGUCUAAGAUAAAAAUAGCAUGACUUGAGGAAAGAAGGCGUGGAGACUUGGAAAAAAAAAAUCAAUGGCUUUUAAAUAAUGUGCAAUAAAGAACUGUGGGCUGGAAAUGUCCAAUGGCUUGAAUGUACUGUGCCGUUACCUUUUGUGAUUUUUCCCAUUCACACUGAUGCUAGUUUUUAGAAAAUGUGUUCAAAUAUUUUCUAACAUCUUUGCUCUGUUUGCGUCAUGUGAUCAUACUGACAACAGACAUCUAACAAAUGAUUGAUUAUGCAUUCUAUAAUUAAGUGAUCUGAAUGUUCAGACAGUGACUAUGUAUGAGGCUGAUAGAGAAAUCUAAACUGUGUGUUCAAUAUUGAAAUGAAGCUAAUUUCUUCUAGUUGUGGUUCAGGGGGAAAAUUUUCUUUUUGUAUUCUCGAAUACAACAUAAAUCAUAAUAAAGUUGUCCCUUUAUAGUCCAACAGUUACAGGACCAGAGGGGGUGUUGGAUUAUAGAUCACAAAAGGUUAGCUUUAAUUCAAAGAAUUUAAGCAUUCUAUUUAUGAUUUGGCAAGAUACUCUCUAGGGUAUAAAAUAAACAAUAGAUGAAAAAAAUUGAUAAAAAAAACCUACGAUUUCAGCUUGCCCAUACUUUACUAAAGGACACUUUAAGUUGGAUUAUUGAGUGAUUUGGACUCUGAAAUGCCAGACUAUCAAGAGUCAACUUCAUUAUAUGAAUAUGAAAAAACACAUUGCCGUAAAACUAUUUACAAUAAAUUAAAGUUCAUCAUUAUGUUGGUUGCAUAGGCCAUGAAUAAAAGACACAAGGAAAGUACAUGUUUUAUAGAGCUACCAUAGUUCUAGCUUUGGGAUCAAGAGUUUAACUAAGGCCUUUUGAAAUUGUUGCUCAAUGAUACAUACCGGUAUUGUAAUAUUUUAUUUUUAAACAUAUUGGUUCUCAUAUAGUUCUUUCUACAGUAGACAUUUUUUAAAAUGAUAUACAAGUCUGAACAUUAUUCCCUGCAUUGAUCACUUGCAUAAUGUUUAAAUACUGUUAUGGCUCGCUUCUCAUAGUAUGGUUCAUAAUAAAGUCUUGUAUUUUAGUUAUGUUUCUGUUACAUUACUGUUGAUGUGAAUGUUUGUAGAUACUAUUUCUUCUUCCCCGAUACAACAAUGUUUUAAUAUUAUUGAAAAUAAUUUCCACUUGCAAUCACAUGGCUCUCAAUAAAAAAACUUUUUUAAUUUUACAGUUUGAAAUGACCAAGACGCUCUUGUAAUAUACAUUAGUUGUCAGGGAAAGAUCUAAAACUAUUUUUCUUUAGUGUUUCUUUCAAACUAUGCCAUGCUCAGUGCGCUAUGGUCCAAUUUUUGUGUGGACCUGUGGGUGGGUUGGAGGAGUGUCUGAGAGGUCUCUGUGUUGCAUUUACCAGGCUGGUAUUCAAACUAACUUCCUUCAUAGAUAGCGAAGGGGUUUAAGGGACUAGGCCACAUAUCCCAUGUUAAAAUUGUAUAUCUUUUUGCUAAAUUUUUCUAUUGAAGAUUAUUACAAAUGAGCCCAUAUCUCCCACAGGACACCAGGGAAUGGCAGUGGGAAGGGCUUGAACCCAGGACUAUUAACAUGACAGUCUAGAAUACAUAACACACAUUGAAGCUUUCAACAUUACAUCUCUGUCAUCUAAUUUGUAGAGCUAGUAAAUGAAUUUUUAUUACCAGUGUUCAGAGUUAGGUUUCACCAUUCUGAGGACAAGUGUUCCUCAUAUAGAACUAUCCUCAUUCAACUUCAGAGACAUUUAUUCCAAAGCACUGCGUGUAUUAGGGAUAACAAACUGUUCCUUUCAUUAAAUAAUUAGCUGCUGAUUGGAUAGUUCUUUAGUUGUUAUAUGCAUAUCUUGGUCCAGAAAUAGUUCAACUGAAAUAAUUAUUUAGUUGUGAAAUAUCCCACUUUCAGUCAGGGUGUUUCAUGGUCACUUGUGUUAUGGCACGAUUAGAAAUUAGUUACUUGUUUCAUAGAAAGGGAACAUUUUGACUUAGAGACAAUGACGUGACUAGUAAAAACAAGACUUGAAUUUUAGGAAGAAUAUCGAAAAGUAAACAGACUUCUUUUGACGGCUUUAGAGAGAGGCAGUUUUUAAUGGAGAUAUAGCUUGAUGACAUUUGAUGGUUCUCUUUGUUAUUACUAAACUUCAAGUUCGACAUUUGCUAUCAGUGUCGACUCACUUCUAUUGUUGUCCUUUCGACUGUGUUAUUUGAUUUCGUUAUUUGAGUUUGACUUAGCUGCAUAUGACACAUGGCAGAAGCGCCUAACACUUGUCAUCACCGAGAAGUACAUAGAAGCCUCAUUCCUGAUCAUGUGUGUGUGUGUGCAUACAUUAUUUAUGUGAAUGCUGUUUGUGUUUGCAUCUCUAGUGCUAUGGUAUAGUAGUAAAGCUGGGGUUGUAGUCAAACUGAAUUUCAAUUUGUUUGGACCAAUAGAAGUAUCAUUUCUUAUUCAAGUAUUUCAACGUUUCAUUUCAGACAUUUAUCAAAGACAAUAAUUCUCAUAAUAUUUCAUUGGCAAUUUUUUUUUUUUUUUUUUUACAAAAUCUAUAUACACAAUUGUACACAUAUUUUGUUGAUUGAACCAUUGUGUAAGUCUCCUGGAUUGAAUAUCAUUGUUUAAUUGUGUACUUUGAAAAUGCCGCUUUACAUUCUGGCAACAGCUGCUGUCCUCACAUUUCAGCAUUGUAUUCACUUUGUUGUAGGAUUUGAUUGCAUGAAAGAAAAAAAUAUGCUUGUUUAAGCUUUUUAUGUAAUUUUGUAUAUUUAUAUUGUCAUUUUAACCUUUAUAAUAUUCAUUUUAUAACCAGUUUUGAGUUUUUUGAAGUUUUAAUAUUCAUAUAUACCUAUAUGUUUUAGGGGUCAUAAUAAAGAAUAAUUGGGCCCUUUCUUUUUUUAACAAUUUAGUGCUACCUUUAUGAAAUCAUUUUACGACAGAGUUCUAUUUAAACCACUGUGUUGUUUGAUAAAUAACAUAUUUACUUUUUUUCACCCUUUAAUACAGAGAGAGAGAGAGAGAGAGAGAGAAAGAAUACAUAAAAUCAAUAUCACAAAUUUUUUAACAAAAUUAGUCCUGUUAGUCCUCUUGUAUCAAAGAAGACAGGAAGUGAUCAUCGUAACUGAGUAUCUUUACUUAUCGGCACAAAUCAUAAAUUUAAAAUGUUGUUAACAUUGUAAUGAAAAACAUUUUAAAAUGUCCAUAUCCGAUUGAGAGUUAUAACAAUGAUCCUCUAUUGGCAAUCUAAGAAUGACAUAAUAGCAAGUAAUUUUUCCUUUCAGAAAUUAAAUAGCUACCAUGCUGAGUCCAUUUUUAAAAUGAACGUGAACAUUUUAAAGACAAUCUUGAUCUCUUUUCCUAGCUACCAGUGUAUUGUAAUUUCUUCAAUUGACAUCGGCUUGUUGUUAUAAAUCAAUACACUUUGGACUACUGGAUAGUUUGUCCAAUUCUUUCUUUUUCAUUAUAUGAAAGUUUGUUUUAGGCAAUUUUCUUAUAUUAAGAAGCACAAUUUGUAUAAAAUGGCAUACUGGACAGGAAUAAACUGUUUGAAAAGAUUUUAUUGAUUCCCAUAUUAACUGUGUGAGUGUAACUGUUGCCGAGUUGUGUCACAUCAAGAUGGACCGCAUAAUUAAAUAGGAAUCUAUUCCCAACACACCUUUACAGAUGUUGCUUCAAAAAAAGAUUAAGUCCAAUCCAUAUCAAUGUUAAUCUUGUUGAUUAGAGACUUUGACUCUAAUAUGAUUAAAACAACCUUUACUUUAAUUAGUAUAAAUACAAUUUAAAAAAACAACAAUGCAAUAGACAACACACCUUUACAGAUGUUACUUCAAUAAAGAUUAUGUCCAAUCCAUAUCAAUGUUAACCUUGUGGUUCUUCUUGAUUAGAGACUUUAACUCUAAUAUGAUUAAAACCUUUACUUUAAUUAGUUUAAAUACAAUUUAAAACAACAAUGUAAUAGUAUCCAAAAGUAAAGGAAUUCAAUUUAAUUUUUUUUUUCAAAGAAUUUAGUACCAGUACUCUUUUUGGACUAAACAGAAACUUAAAAUCUCUUUAUCAAAUUUCCUGCAAUUGUAUGCAUAGCUACAAAGCAAGGCUAAGACUUUGGUAGAGUGAAAUGAUUAGUAAAUUCUAGAUUGCUGUAUUUUUUGUUUCUGGAAAUUCUCAUUCUAUAAAUACUAUGCUUAUGUGAGUAUUUUUUUUUUUUGUUUGAGCAAGGUUUUAACUUUGAGGUAACAAAGGAGUUUUGUAGGAAACUCUUCACUAAUUUAACUUAUUUUAAAUUUGAAAACCAAUUUUGUUUGAGAAAUUAUGUCUAUUUAUAGUUCUAGUCUAGUCUGAAUUGUAGUAAAAUUUCCGCUAAUCUCUGAAUUGUAGACAUAUAUUUGACUAAAACAAAAUUAGCUUUGUGAUACACUUGUUUUACAUUUGACAACUUUAUACUUGAAAGGCUCUUGCAGAUUUAUCAUUCACAUGUGUUUGCUAUUGUUUGUUGAAUGCCUUAAAGAAAAAUAUAUUCACAGUUGAACUAAAA